Laccaria bicolor S238N-H82 is the source of this 408-nucleotide messenger RNA. RefSeq lists its product as uncharacterized. The transcript has 6 exons. NCBI's taxonomy places the organism in Eukaryota, Fungi, Basidiomycota, Agaricomycetes, Agaricales, Hydnangiaceae. Bases 1 to 408 code for a protein of 135 amino acids. The record is from RefSeq and is a predicted model, not a curated record.
AUGCAAUUCUAUCUCGCCCAAAAUUGUAGCUUUACGUUUGGUAUUGGCAGAGAAAUUCUUGCAGCAGUCUCGGCACUGUCCAUACCUAUUACCUACCCUCCAGCAGCAAGAAAAUCGUGUUCGAGGAUUCGCGGGCAUUUGAGACCUUAUUUUGACGUCAACUACUGGGGUCCUUUGCCGGGAUGCCGAGUCUUAGGGUACAGACCCCUCGAACAGAUUUCAAACGCUGGAAUCAACCCUGCCAAGGGGACACCUUUCCUUCCUAGCCAUGUUCAGCUCAACUUGGGAUUUUUUGGGCUUCACCCAGAGUGGUCUAAUUUUACAGCGGGGUGGAUGAACAAUCAGUAUAAUAAACCCAUCCACGGGCCUACACGACCUCAGAGCAGCUCAGAUGGGAGGGAAAUUUGA